UCAAGUCCUACUCAAAUUAUUAGAAAAAUUGCGGAUUCGCCAUUCUUGCCAACAGUUCUCAUCAUGACGGGAGUUCGCGUUCACACCUUCGACAGCGCAAAGGACUUCAAGGCCGAGAUUGCCAAGCCCGAGUACCAAGGGAAGUUGGUCGUAGUUGACUUCACGGCCACGUGGUGCGGCCCGUGCCAAGCCAUCAAGCCGCGUGUCCACGAUUUGGCCAAGGCGGAACCAACGGUCGUCUUCUUCGAAAUCGAUGUCGACGAGAGCGACAAUUGCAGCGGCGAGCUUGGUAUCUCCGCCAUGCCAACGUUCCAUCUGUACAAGGACUCCGUCAAGAUCGGUGAACUCGUCGGCGCCAACUAUGCGGCGUUGCAAGAUUUGGUGGAGAAGAACAAGUAAUGUUCGCUUUUAAGGAGA
This is a messenger RNA of Aphanomyces invadans, 417 nucleotides long. RefSeq lists its product as hypothetical. The record is from RefSeq and is a predicted model, not a curated record. NCBI's taxonomy places the organism in Eukaryota, Oomycota, Saprolegniomycetes, Saprolegniales, Verrucalvaceae. The transcript has a single exon. The coding region runs from base 64 to 399 and encodes 111 amino acids. Gene Ontology annotation, molecular function: protein-disulfide reductase activity.